Salvelinus fontinalis (brook trout) is the source of this 2656-nucleotide messenger RNA. RefSeq names its product signal-transducing adaptor protein 1-like. NCBI's taxonomy places the organism in Eukaryota, Metazoa, Chordata, Actinopteri, Salmoniformes, Salmonidae. The record is from RefSeq and is a predicted model, not a curated record. The coding region runs from base 339 to 1589 and encodes 416 amino acids. The transcript has 13 exons. Gene Ontology annotation, molecular function: signaling adaptor activity.
UGGCGACAGACACUUGACUUGAGUCGAGUGUCACCUGCAGUCGCCUGCCUACUAUAGAUCAACGGAGAGUGCAAUUACCAGCAAAAAUAGUUUCCAGUCGAGAGGAAUCUCAGAUGAUAAUUGAGCAGAAAACAAAAGCUUUUCCAAAUUUCACCUUGGACUAUUAACCAUACCGUAUGGUGCUACUCUGACAGGGACUCUCGCACUGAAAAUAUAUAUUUACAAUUUCUCACUUUUUUUGAAGCCAUUACUCCACCCAGGUGUUGUCAAAUCACUUAACCAGGAGAGCAGGGAACUAUUUUCCCCGUGCGUAAACUCUGCGUCCGAGCGCGACACUGAUGGCGACCUCCAAGCGAGCCAGACGACGGAGCAACCAUCUUACACACUGCUACCACGAAGGAUACCUGGAGAAGAGAUUAUUCAACAACACGGCAUUUCGGAGACUAUGGACAUGCUUGUGUGGAAACACUCUUUUCUUCUUCAACAACACUAAAGACAACGAUUAUGUUGAGAAACUGGAUCUCAGUGACGUCAUGUCCUUGACAGAUGACUGCACUGGAGACAGAAACCUGGAGGCAGCAGGACUCCUCCUGUACAUGAAGGACAGAGAGAUCCAAAUCACUGCCCCAAGUCUAGAGGCUCGAGAACUAUGGAAAGGUUUCAUCUACUGUGUAGUUGAGCUGUCAGUGCCCAGCUCACUCAACCUGCUUCCUGGCCAGAUCCACAUGAUGAGGGAGACAGUGGAGACAGAGAGGGAGAGACGGAACAACCUGUCCCUUACCCUUGCUGCAGCAUCCAGCUCCAACCUCAGUCUCGUAGAGGACAUGCCUGCGUGUUACCAGCCAGUGUCUCGUACCGAGGCAGAGAUUAUGUUGGAGAGACACUCUGACCGUGGGAACCUGCUGCUGCGGCCCAGUAGGGACGGAGUCUCAUUGGCUGUCACCACUCGACAGGACCUCAAUGGGCCUGUAUUCAGACACUAUCGCGUGGCUAGGAAACAUGACGGAGGAUACACAUUCGAUGUAGAGACUCCAAUCCCCUGUGCCACACUGCAUGGUGUCAUCAACUGUCUUGUGGAGAAGACUAAUGGAGCUCUGACACCCUUCAUUAUAGAGGGACCCUACGAAGAGAGCAUCACGUUUGUUCAGGCAAAUGAGGAGAGUGGAGAGAAGAGUCUGCAGUGCGCCCCCAGUACUCCCAUGCCCCCUGUGCCAGUCCCUGCCCUCCCUCCCAAACCAGGUCCAAGAGAGCGUGUGCCAACUCCAGAGUCUGAAUCAGAUAGAGGGGAGAUCCUUUACCGCAAUGACACCCAGGAAGAAAGGGAAGAAGGCACUGCAGUGCAGGCUGCUCACCCCCCUCAGCCUCCUCCCACACCUUUUCGUCUGCCAAAAGCUGAGAGGAAGACCCUGAAUCCACCAUUGAUGCCCCCUGUUCCGACACCUCGUACCUCCCCCAGCACCUCUACAGAUACCCCUGACGCCAGGUUGAGACGCCUCGCUGUAAAUUCUGUCCCACUAGACGUUGUGGCUCGGACCAUAUCUGAGGAGCUGAAACUGAAGUUGGAGAAGAGGUUGGCACAACAACAGUGAUCUCUCCUGGCAGCUAUUCCAUCUGCAGGUGAAGAAACCUACAACACUGGCCUCGCAACAAAUUGGGAACACUCCCUCAACUCCAUACUACUGCCCUAAAGCUUGAUUAAAAUUGGUCCGACUAGAGCCAGUUAAGUACUGUCGCUUAUGUGAAUUACAGUUCAAAGCAUGUCAGAUGGGUGCCGGAUGCCGUUGGGUCAAAUUCUCCCAGAGAAUCUGUCUGUAGUCCCAUUUAUACCUGGUGCUAACAUGCACCCUUUGUCCUGAUCUUGUCCACAUUCUAAAUGUGCCCACAUUUGUAGACUGGUGUAGAUGAUUAAAAGACACAUUGUAGUCAGGCACGCAUUGUGUCUUGAUAUCAAUCAAGUGUAAACAGAUCUGGAUGAUCAAACAAUUGAAAUAAUCAUUAUACCAUCCUCUAGUGUUGUUGACAGUAAGAACCUUUGUCUUAAAAUAAAUACAUUCAUAUUAAUUUGAAAGAAUAUCUGUCAAAUAAUUUGCAUACAGGGAGGCACCAGGUAAUCUGGUCACAUUUAAUACAAUGUGUAAACACGACAAACCUUGUUCAGAUAGUGAUUGGAUCAUAUUGAUCAGAUCAUGAAACUCACAUGUUAGCACAAGGUGUAAACAAAGCUAAUGUCUCUAAUAGACAGACCGACAUGGGCUGUGUUUCCCUCCCGGUCUGGCCGCCACCUACCCUGGGCUGCGUGCCUGGGUUUCUCCCGAGCUCGCUGUCAGCUCAGACUCUCAGAAGAUGAAUGCCUUAUCGAUUCCUUCUUCCUGGACCGUUUCAUCCAAACCACACACUAGCAAAUUAAGACUGUAAAUCGCCAUGUAAAUGUCACAUUAUCCACACCAUGUAUUUAUUUUUUUCUAUAAUCCAAUAGGCCUACAGUAUCAAAUAUUUGUCUAUACCAGUCAGUGUUGUUGGCUCUUGUUAAGUUUUGUCUUCUGAUAUAACACUACAAUCUUUACUGGGAGCAUUAUAUUUGUCUCUCAGUUCUAUGUCAGAAAAGUAAUGAAGCCAUUGUGUCCUGAUUGAAAUAAAAUGAAUCCCAGGGAUUAUA